Exaiptasia diaphana is the source of this 2500-nucleotide messenger RNA. Its product is annotated as two pore potassium channel protein sup-9. The record is from RefSeq and is a predicted model, not a curated record. Gene Ontology annotation, molecular function: potassium ion leak channel activity. The transcript has 2 exons. Bases 1201 to 2091 code for a protein of 296 amino acids. Gene Ontology annotation, cellular component: membrane. NCBI's taxonomy places the organism in Eukaryota, Metazoa, Cnidaria, Anthozoa, Actiniaria, Aiptasiidae. Gene Ontology annotation, biological process: stabilization of membrane potential; potassium ion transmembrane transport.
AAGUAAAGCUACGUCAAAACCAAAGUUUACAUAUGUAUUCUACUAGUUUGAGUGUAAUGAAUCAAUGAGCUACGAGAACCCCAAGGCUAUGAUGAUCGAACUAUAUCAUUAAGUUCCAUUAAACUGAGUGUGCCGUUAGCUGAAUUAGAGUAUUAAGAUUGUUAACAAYAGGCCGCAARAUUUAGCCAGUUCCAGCAGUUCUCCGGCAGCAUUAGGGUCAAGAUUUAGCUGUGAAAAAUAGCAGUUUAUUUUUAUUGACACUAAUUAACCACGAUUUGAUCUCGAAAUUAGUUUAUGAAAACUAAAAAAAACUGUGAAUCGUAAUUUUUUUUUUAAUUUGAAAAACCAUCACCUUCCGUCAUGCAACGCGGUCGUUGGCUCGAUUUACUUUCCCAAGAAUCAGUCAGUUUCAGAUACUUCUUCAUGUAAUGCUCGGUCUUGAUUGGCUAAUUUCUAACAAAAUUAUUUUGGAUACUCUGUAUGCAGCUAUAACACCUAAGGCCUUGUGUCCAUAUAAUAAGUUUCCUCAUGGGUUUCAACAACAAUGGCAAAACCCGUAAAGCGGCGAUUCGCGGGGCGAUAAUAGAGACACUAGGCUGAGCAUAAAGUGAUAAACAUCAGUGUCUUUGUGUCACUGUAUACACAAAUUAUUGUUAUGCUAAAUCGAAGACUGGUCGACGCGGUUAAUUUCCUGGUGAAAAAAAAGUUGAAAAGAAAACAGAACAACGAUGUUGACUUUGAAAAUCUUUUGUCAAGGUUUCUAUAGCUUGACAUUCAUCAAAAACUACUUCGAACGUUCGUCUACAAACACUUUGCCAAGCAAACAUGUUGCAUUUCAWUUCUUCAGUGAAACAAGUAUGGAAAAAGGGAAUUUUCAUUUCAUUUCAUUUUCAUAAAUUAGACUUUAACCAGUACAAUUGGGAUGGAAAUUGGCAAUAUUACGCCGGAUACGAUAUAGAAAUUAUAAAUAAUCGAACUGCAAUUUUCUAUGAUUGUUUUACCAAUGACAAAGGUGCGAUAGUUAUAAUACUAUUUGAUAAAUGAUUCACAUCCAAAAAUAAAUUACAGCCAUUAAGGGAGUUUUAACACAAAAAUAGUACAACAAUCAGUAYGUUUUAGCUCUAAGGAAAGAAUACAUAAAGAAAAUUAAUGCGACGAUUCUAAACAUCUUAUCAUUGCGUAUUACUUUUAUUAACUUAAAUGAUUCUUUAUUCAGAAAUGGCAGUAASAAUAGUUCUACUAAAGUUUCUGGCUUUGUAUGCAUAUAUCGUUGCGUUUGGCGCGAUAAUGGUCGCGGUCGAGAAUGGUGACAAUGAUGAACAAGAAGAUCAAACCGAGUUGCCAAAAGAGCUUCAAGGAAUGUGGGAAAUGCUAAACGCAAAGUACAACUUGACAAAAGAUGAGUUUUUGAACGUCACAAAAGUCGCAUACAAAGUUCAAAGUCCAGGAAAGCGGCGUUUAUGGAAUUUUAGCGAUGGUACACAUUUUGCCAUAUCUGUCUGCACAACCAUAGGUUAUGGGAUGCUCACGCCAACAACAACCAAUGGAAGGCUACUAUGCAUUUUGGGUGGCUUUUUGGGAAUACCGCUGACCUUGCUUACACUGAAUCUCGUGGGCUCAACAAUGAAAGAAGGUUUUCAAAAUUUAAUACGGUGGAUCGAAGGAAAGUUUCUAAAACGAUCGUCGGUUAAAAACGUCAGAUUAAAAUGCUUUUUGUGUACUCUUGCGGCCAUGGUAUUGACAUUCGCUUUAGGAGCAUUUWUUGUGGUGCGUGYGACAUCCUGGUCAUACUUCGAAGCUCUUUAUUUUCUUUUCAUAUCGUUUUCAACUAUUGGUUUUGGAGACUACGUUGUACACCAAGAUGGAAAGAUUCACAAUAUCAGUGAAAUAAUGCAAAUCCUUCUUAAGACGUUUUCUUUAGUUUACAUGAUAUUUGGACUUGCUGUGUUAGCUUCCGUGAUUAAUUCUGCGAUGGAAGURACGCAAUACAUUAAGUGUGACCCAAACAUGUCUGUUGAAGACGUCGAGGUGUCACGCAAUACUCAAACAGAAGUGAUACCGAUGGACAGGCAACGAGUUACAGUAGCGUGACACACUACGCAAUAAAAGUAACGCAAUCUAACAAGUUGAUUGAAUCUAUCGGGGAGUAGCCGAGUGCGCUUGCAAAUCGCAGAUUCUAUAAGUCAUAGUUUCCUCUCCUAUUCGACUCAGUUAUUCGGUCUUAAAGCGAAUUGAGACCGACAGUUUGUCUGAUAGUUGCAGAGUUUACAGAAGACGGAAAAAUCACUUAUAAGGAUCUGAUGAUUUAAUGGUACACAACACAUAAACCCAAGGUUGCUUCUGUAGAGCACAUGACCACACUCGAUAAUUUCUUAUCUUCAGAAGCGUUUCUCAUGAAUGUAACAAUGAAUGAACAUUCAGAUUAUUAUAAAUAUUUCAAUUCCAUAAACGAGUGUCGAAAUUAUUUAUUCAUAAAUAAGAAAUAAAGCACUGAAAGAAU